This is a messenger RNA of Frankliniella occidentalis (western flower thrips), 1502 nucleotides long. RefSeq lists its product as uncharacterized. Bases 606 to 1502 code for a protein of 298 amino acids. The transcript is spliced from 9 exons. Lineage: Eukaryota; Metazoa; Arthropoda; Insecta; Thysanoptera; Thripidae. The record is from RefSeq and is a predicted model, not a curated record.
ACUGGUAUUCAUUCAAAAGGAGGCAAACAUUGUCAAAUCUUAGUGGUACACUUCAUUUCUUAUUUUGUUUUUAAAGCUGUGAGAAUCAUUGUUUAGGAAUUGCUCUUGAUUUUAAAGUAUAAAAAUAUAAUUUUCUUCUCUUGUUAUAAAAUAACAACUGAAGCCAUGCCAAGCUUAUAUACAGUUUAAAAGAUACCUGAAAAUGUUUGUCUCACCAUCAAAAUUAUUCGUAGUAGUUGGAAAUUAGUUUAAACUCCCUCAAUAGUUGCUUUCCUUCAUCAGUAGUAAUUGCCUCGUUGGGAUACAUAUGAUAACAACCAUUUUAUUCCACUCAUCCACAAUCACAAUCUGAAGUAUUCUAUAUGGUCUACUGCCAUUGUAUGGAGCACCUGAAGUAUAGUCUGUUGGUGUUGGUGUGCCUCUAACAGCAACAGCUUCCCCUAAUGUGGCUAGUAGCUGGAAUGUUUCUCAACUUCAAGAUCUUCAAUGUGUACCUCUUCAGUUCAAUGGUCCUUCCAUAUGCUGCUCCCCAUCCUUGUCAAAGUGGGAUGUCGGACAGAUGCUUCCAUCAGUUAAGCAUCCUGUGAAACGCGCCCUUUUCCCAAAUGAGUCAGAGCUUGAUGGCAAUGAACUUCCCAGUUUCAGUUCUAUUUCUGAUCGAGGUCAGGCGAGGCCAGGAGCAGCAUACAGUGCAGAGUCCCGUGACAUUUAUUCACAAAUUGAUUCACACGAGAACUACAACACUUUGGAUUCUACUAACUAACCACUCUGGUGGUUUCUUCCCUGCCACUGUAGGACUAAAUACCAGUCAAACUAUUUCAACUGAAGUUACGGCAGAGAUAAGGGAUUCAACAGACAGAGGUAACAUGUUAGAUUCUACUAAUGGCUCUAAUCUUGAUCGACCAUUGGCUGCCACCACAAGUCUUAAUCUCAAUUGUGUCGGUCAGAGCACCUUAACUGAAGCAGGGAGAAGGAAUUCAACAGAGAGCAACAACAUGAUUGAUUCUAAUGGAUCUGAUAUUGAUGCAUCAUUGGCUGCCACUACAAGUUGUAUUGGUGAAACUACUCCAACUGAAGUAAGGCCAGGGAUACGGAAUUCAACUGACAGCAAUGAUAUUUUUGAUAUUGCUGAUCCUCCUCAUGAUUGCGGUGGUUCCUUUGUGUCAUCCUCUCCAGCAGUAAAUGCUGAUCCAUUUGAAGAAAUUGCACCCAAUGCACCCAAAAAGAGAAGAGUUCCACCACGUAAAAACACCAAGAAGAGAGUUGCUGUUCCAGGUGGUUGGGCUCAAGAGAAGGCAAAGGUGGAUUUUAAUGCAGGAGUAGCCCACGUAACGCCCAAAGGUGCUGUUAAACUCAAAAGAAAAAUGAGAGCAGGUUGUCACAUCCGGUGUAGGAAGUGUAAAGAAAGAGUAACUCAGGAAGAAAGGGAACUCAUUUUCACUAACUUUUGGAAAUUAGCUUCUGUUCAUCAGCACGCGAAAUGGCUGAGAAGGGGUUAUUAG